Molecule: messenger RNA, 880 nt
Organism: Pogonomyrmex barbatus (red harvester ant)
Lineage: Eukaryota; Metazoa; Arthropoda; Insecta; Hymenoptera; Formicidae
Source: RefSeq, a predicted model, not a curated record
UCAGUAACCAUUUAUGUAAUUAAGUGUAAAGUAAUCAUAACCUAUCUGUUUUAUAAAGAUAUUUAAUGUCAUUUCUACCAAUGUAGAUUUUAAUGAUAAUCGUAAUCUCAAUUUAAUUUAUCUUUUCUUCAAGUAUAAAAAUUAGAAAAAGAUAAAGAGUAAAUUAAACAAGAUUGAAGUUAAUCUAUAUUGAUAAACAAUACUGCUGCUGUUGCAAAAUAUUCGACACAAAGAUCAGGUACUAUGACUAUACUUUCCUAUUUACCUGACAAUUAUGGUAUGCCAUAUGGGACAGAGCCGACACACAGAAUUAAGUUUAUACCAGGAACAUUGAACAUAGAUUCUGGAAUAUCUAUACAUAAAAAUAUUAAAAUGCCUGUUGUCAAGAUUCUACCAUUAUACAGACCUGUGAACUAUUUGCCUAUUAAAUAUGACUUUCCUAUACUAGAAAAAUCCAUAGAUUUACCUACAAAUGAAAAAAUCGUAGAAAAACAAGCAGUACGUAUGAUAAGGAUCAGACAUAAGAAAAUAAAAAAACAUAAGCGAAGAAAGUUACGCAAAAAAAUGAAAUUUAUAUGGGAAAAAACAAGAUUUAAGAGAAAUCAAAAGAAAGAAAAACUGUUUCAAACUGAAUUAGUCAGCAAAAUUAAAGAAGCUGAAGCAUUUGAUGCUAAGGAAUAUGUCAAAGAAAGAUUAAAUAUCCUGAAUAAGGAAAGAUUACCAAGAACUUAUAGAGGAGAGAUUUUGCCUACUGAGAUGAUCAGGCAAUUUUUGAAUGAGAAAAAAGCAAAAAAGGAAGCUAAACGUAAUAAACCUCGUCUAACUCUGUAAUUCAUGUAUAAAGUCAUCAUAAAUAAUAAAAUUCUAUUGAAAUUGGUAA